This is a messenger RNA of Cavia porcellus (domestic guinea pig), 6423 nucleotides long. RefSeq names its product IKAROS family zinc finger 4 (gene Ikzf4). The record is from RefSeq and is a predicted model, not a curated record. The transcript is spliced from 8 exons. Bases 1683 to 3440 code for a protein of 585 amino acids. Gene Ontology annotation, biological process: regulation of transcription by RNA polymerase II. Gene Ontology annotation, molecular function: RNA polymerase II cis-regulatory region sequence-specific DNA binding; DNA-binding transcription factor activity. Lineage: Eukaryota; Metazoa; Chordata; Mammalia; Rodentia; Caviidae.
UUUUGUCUUUUUCCUUUUUAUCGGUACCGGGGAUCAAACUCACGACUGCCUGCUUGCAAGGCAGGCGCUUAUGCCGCUGAGCUAAAUCUCCAGCCCCCAGUAGAAACUUUUAGACUAGAAAAGAGAAGGCAAGGCAAGGCACCAUGAGCUAUGAAGAGUGCCCCUGCAGGACUGGGCAUGGCUCCAACAACCACUUGAGGGACAUCUGAGAGCCCGUCAGUGACAGACACACCUCUGCUGGGCUGAUUUGGGCAGGGACUGGCUACGAGUACCACCCUUCUACUACAGCACACUUAGCCCUUCUCAGUUUGUCACCAGGCUCUUCCUCUAUGCCUGGGGGCCUCUUGCACCAGCCCCUCUCCUGUUCUUCAAAGAGAUUUUACUGUGUCUCAGAACCUGAAGCAAAAAGUCCAUUUUUCCCUUCUCCUGUUCUUUUCUAAAGGUACAGAUCAUUCCCAUGGGGAAGAAGGGAAGAAAGAGUCCAGUAAUCUACAACAUAGCUUUCUAUGCCCACUCAAGCCUGACUUGUGCAGUUAACUGACUGAACAACACUUGUCCCAAGCUUUAUGGGGCUGUGAAAUAUGUAAGGAAACCUUAGGAGAAAAGGAUCCAGGGGUAGGCAGCCGAAAGUUUCAUGGCCCCUCCUACCCCCAAAUUCCUGGAAUCAGAAAAUGUAGUCUCUUCCAAAGUAGGUCAGCUCAGCAGCAGGCAGCUCCUCUGGAAGGCAAGGGAGCAGAGGCCUCGUCCUGAUAGAAGGCGGAUUCAUCCAGGGCGGCUGGCGGCCCGGCCGGCCGAGCCCCAGGGGCACAGGAGGGAGGGGAUUUAGGGAGACUGCAUCAGCCUUUUUGCCUGGAAUCUGAAAGGGCUCUGGGCCACAGAGCACCACUACCCUGAGACCAGACUAUGCCGAGCCGUCUGGCUGCUGGGAAAGGGGGGCAGUCAGUCCCCAGACUAGAAAGCACUUCCCUCCUGGAGGAGGGAAGAGGGACCGCUGGUGCUUGUCAGAAAGCCUUGAAGCUGCCCCAGGUCCUGGGCCCCAUGACCUCUGAGGCUUUGGCUUCCCCUCUGGCAGAGGGUGGGACCUUCCCCAGGCCCCUGCCCCCUUUCUCUUUCUCCCGCAGGCCCUUCUCUCCUCUUCUCUUCUCUUCUCUUCUCUUCUCUUCUCUUCUCUUCUCUUCUCUUCUCUUCUCUUCUCUUCUCUUCUCUCUCUCUCUCUCUCUCUCUCUCUCUCUCUCUCUCUCUCUCACACACACACACACACACACAUUUGCUUCUCUCAAGCAUUUGUUGUGCAGUUCUUCUUUGUCUGCUGGGCAGAAGGGCAUCUACCUCCCCCUCCCUGUGCACUCCCUUCACUGUCGUGGAAGACACGCUGUAGCCUGGCACCCCCCCCCCAUAUACAUUUCUCCAGCCCCCUCCCCAAGCACAUCCAAGCGCCAAGCGCUCUCAUCUCCUCUGUCUCCCUCUCUCUCUCUCUCUCUCCCUCUCUCAUCAGACACACUCUCUUUCAACACACAUACACCCUGGCUGAGCUGUUCUUGCUGGCUGCAGCCGUGGGCCCCUGCUCACCGUGCCGCUGCCGCUGCCUGCGAAAUGACGGCGGUUCCCCUCACUUCCAGGAAUCCACGCUUCCUGGAAGGUGAGUGGCUGGGCUCACCCCUGCCUGCCACCGAGACGCAGACAUGCACACACCACCCGCACUCCCUCGCCGUUUCCAAGGCGGCGGCCGCGUUCGCAACCCAGGGUCUCACCGGCAAGGGAAGGAUAAUCUGGAGAGGGAUCCCUCAGGAGGGUGUGUUCCGGAUUUCUUGCCUCAGGCCCAAGACUCCAACCAUUUUAUAAUGGAAUCUUUAUUUUGUGAAAGUAGCGGGGACUCAUCUCUGGAGAAGGAGUUCCUCGGGGCCCCAGUGGGGCCCUCAGUGAGCACCCCCAACAGCCAGCACUCUUCUCCUAGCCGCUCACUCAGUGCCAACUCCAUCAAGGUGGAGAUGUACAGCGAUGAGGAGUCGAGCAGACUGCUGGGGCCAGAUGAGCGGCUCCUGGAAAAAGACGACAGUGUGAUUGUGGAAGACUCGUUGUCAGAGCCCCUGGGCUACUGUGAUGGGAGUGGGCCAGAGCCUCACUCCCCUGGUGGCAUCCGGCUGCCCAAUGGCAAGCUCAAGUGUGACGUCUGUGGCAUGGUCUGUAUUGGCCCCAAUGUGCUCAUGGUACACAAACGCAGCCACACAGGUGAGAGGCCCUUCCACUGCAACCAGUGCGGGGCCUCCUUUACCCAGAAAGGCAACCUGCUGCGUCACAUCAAGCUGCACUCUGGGGAGAAGCCCUUCAAAUGUCCCUUCUGCAACUACGCCUGCCGCCGGCGUGAUGCACUUACUGGCCACCUCCGCACACACUCAGUGUCCUCUCCCACAGUGGGCAAGCCCUACAAGUGCAACUACUGUGGCCGUAGUUACAAACAGCAGAGUACCCUGGAGGAGCACAAGGAGCGAUGCCACAACUACCUACAAAGUCUCAGCACUGAAGCCCAAGCGUUAACUGGCCAGCCAGGUGAUGAGAUGCGUGACCUGGAGAUGGUGCCAGACUCCAUGCUGCACUCAGCAUCUGACCGGCCAACUUUCAUUGAUCGCCUGGCGAACAGCCUCACCAAACGCAAGCGCUCCACACCCCAGAAGUUCAUAGGUGAAAAGCAGAUGCGCUUCAGCCUGUCAGACCUCCCCUAUGAUGUGAACUCGGGCGGCUAUGAAAAAGAUGUGGAGUUGGUGGCACACCACGGCCUGGAGCCUGGCUUUGGAGGUUCUCUGGCCUUUGUGGGUGCAGAGCAUCUGCGUCCCCUCCGCCUUCCACCUACCAACUGCAUCUCAGAACUCACACCUGUCAUCAGUUCUGUCUAUACCCAGAUGCAGCCCCUCCCUGGCCGACUAGAGCUUCCAGGGUCCCGAGAAGCAGGUGAAGGACCUGAGGACCUGGGGGAUGGAGGGCCCCUCCUCUACCGUACCCGAGGCUCCCUGACUGACCCAGGGGCCUCCCCCAGCAAUGGCUGCCAGGACUCCACAGACACAGAGAGCAACCACGAAGAUCGGGUUGGGGGGGUAGUGUCCCUCCCUCAGGGUCCCCCACCCCAGCCAGCCCCCACCAUAGUGGUGGGCCGGCACAGUCCUGCCUAUGCCAAAGAGGACCCCAAACCACAGGAGGGCUUACUGCGGGGUACCCCAGGACCCUCCAAGGAAGUGCUUCGAGUGGUGGGCGAGAGUGGUGAGCCUGUGAAAGCCUUCAAAUGUGAACACUGCCGAAUCCUCUUCCUGGACCAUGUCAUGUUCACCAUCCACAUGGGCUGCCAUGGCUUCAGAGACCCUUUCGAGUGCAACAUCUGUGGUUACCACAGCCAAGACCGGUAUGAAUUCUCUUCCCACAUUGUCCGGGGGGAACAUAAGGUGGGCUAGCGACCUCUCCCUCUGCCCUUAGUCUGCCACUCUACUCACUGCCCCCUCCAGGUGUCUAGUUCUGUCCCCACCACACGCCAAGGAAUUUUUCCCCAUAGCCCUCCCGUGGCACGUCUGACCUCACAUGUGACCCUGAACCUCCUCACCCUUCUCUUCUUCCCUGACCAACUUAAGUAUCGUGAUGAAACAGCCCUUUUGUCCCUCCUUGUUCUCUUUUUCUCUCACCCCAGCACCCUGAGUUAUUAGUUGCUUUUUCUUUUGCCUUUUUUUACUUACAGCCAUCCCUUGCCAGUUCCCUUAUACCCUGGCCCUCAGCUUCCUUUUAUGCUAGUUCUAAUUUUUUUCUUGUUUAUCCAGUAUCCUCUAACAGCCCCAGGGCUCAGAAGCUUCUCUCCAAAGGAAGAGACUUUGUGCUUCUUGCUUUAAUCCUUGCCAUUUACUUUAUCUGAUUCUUCAGUUUUGAUGCUGAUACCUCCCAGUAGCCCCACCUGGGCUCUGUGGCAUUAUAUCUCCUCUCUGGGACCCUUCAGCCUGGUACUAUCCAUACCUCUCGUGCCCUCUCACUUUAGGCAGCUUGCACUAUUCUCAAAUGAAGAAUCUCCUCAUUGGAAAUAGGAGGAGCUGAAGAAAUUCUCCCUAGGCACUGUGGGACUGAGGGUCUUCUUGAGCUCCGCAAAGCUACCUUUAGGAUCUCCCUGCAGGAUGUGAUACAGUUCUUCCUUCCCCCCACCCACCCCUCAUCACCACUCUAGCCUCUUCAGCUGGCCACUUGACUUGGUGGCAGCUUCCCUCUCCUUGGAGUGCCCCAUUUUAUGUUCUCAGGGGCCAAGGCUACAUCUGCAACCCUCUGUCUUUGACAGACAGAGCCUCAGGUGCCUAACUGGGAGUCAGGGCCUGGGAAGGGGUGACUAAAAUCUCUCCUCCACUUCCCAAACUUCUUCACUUUUGUGACCUUCCUGGGCUCUCUGGGACUCCUCCAGUCCCUGUCCUGUGACAAACUGGGUUCCUGCCUGAGCAGAGGAUCUCUCAGCCCCUUACUCAUGCUGCCUUCUUCCUCCCCCAGCGAGAGUCACCCUCUCAUUCCAGGACUAUGGGCCUUUUUCUUACCAUCAGUGGCAAGAAAAAAGCAUGUGUCUUUUCUCUCUUUCAGUAUAACCAAAAAUAAUCCCAGGAUGAGCAAAGCUAUGUGCUCCUUACUCAUCCCUCCUGCAGUCCUCUGCGCAGGCGAAUGAAUCCUUCACUGCCCCUCUCACACUCAGCUCCAGACCCAGGGCAGGAGGGCUGUACUUUGCCUGCUGCUGCAGAGCCUGACUCUGCUUACUGCAGAUUCUAUUUGGAAAAAUCCGGGACUCAGGAAGGGGGAGGAGGCACAGCUCCACCGCAAAUGGAGGUCUCUUUCUACAGAGUUCCAUGGCCGCAGCCACAGCCAUCCCACUCUGCUUCCUUGAGAUUCAAACCAAAGGCUGUUUUUCUAUGUUUAAAGAAAAAAAAAAAAAAAAGUAAAAACCCAACAUAACACCUCACAAGUUAUAACUCUUGGUCCUUUUCUCCCUUUUUCUCUUCCUUUCACUUCCAUCUCUCUCCACGUCCUUUCCUCUUCGGCUCUUUGGCCUCUCCUACUUUUCUUACUCCCUAUCAGGGAUAUUUGAGGGGCAAUGGUAAAGAGUGGGCUAAGGAUCAGACCCUGGGUUUGGGGCUCUUUAGGGUUCUGAAGAGUCUACCUUACCCCAUCAUGGGAAGGGACAUCACUUUCUCCUCUUCCACUUUUUCCUUCCCCAUUACAUGGUUUCCCCAAAAGAACCAGGUAGGCAAGGAGAGGUCUGCUAGGGUAAUUGUUCCCCCUUGACAAUGUAGCAAUAAAUAGGUGCUGCCAAGGGCGGAGGAUGGGGGAGUCGACUCAGAGGAGAGUGGUCUCUCCAGAAGGGAAGGGCUUUCUCAGUGGCACCAUCAGGUACUCCUGUUCCAGAUGGCAGCAGAGCUGAGAUUAAUAUCUGGCUUCUCCUGAACUGUUCUGGUUACUGAGCCCCUUCCCCAAGACCUUCCCCUCCCACUUCUGUGUCUGCUGUGUAUUUGAUGAUACCUCAUGAGGACUAGUCCCCCUUGUGGGGUAUCAGAGCCUUAGGGUGCCCCAUCCCCUCCUCUAGUCGGCCUUGGCACCUGCAGCCUCCCAGAACAUGAAGGACUGUGCCCAAGGCGACUCCGUGCCAUGAGAGCAGAGACUGGAAGGGCAAGACCAGGUGCUAGGGAGGGGAGAGAGGGGCACCCUGCCUCUGUCCAGACCACCAUUGCACUUUAACCAGGGUCUUAGGUACAAAAUCCUACUUCUCAGAGCCUUCCAGCUCUGGAACCUCAAACAACCUUAAGCUCUCUCCCAGUUCCUUUUGCAUAAAAAGAAAAAAGAAAAAAAAAAAAAAAAAAACCACACAAACACUGAAACCCACAUGGAGAAAAGAGGUGUUUCCUUUUAUAUUACUAUUCAAAAUCAACAUCACAAAAAAUUUUAAAAAAGGAAUUUAUAAAAAAACACUUUUCCAGGCUUUUUGUUUUUUUGUGUGUCAGUGUCCAAGCUGCAGGUGGGAUUUUGUAAUACUUCUGGCAGCUUCUUUCCUUGUGUACAUAAUAUAUAUAGAUAUAUUUUUAAUCAGAAGUUAUGAAGAACAAAAAGAAAAAAAAAAUACAACACAGAAGCAAGUGCAAUACCACCUCUUCUUCCUCUCGGGUUUCCUUUGUAGCCUAUCGGGUGUUUCCUUUGGCUCUGGCCCCCUCUUUACCCCUCUUUCUCUCUUUCCCCCUCCCCGUUUUUUUAAAAGAGUUUUUCUCCUCUCUUAAGGGGAGUUAAACGAGCUUUUAAGACUUAUUAUGAAGCAUUUUGUAUAUGUAAUAUAUUGUAAGUAAAUAUUUGUGUAAUGGAGAUAUACUACUGUAAGUUUUGUACUGUACUGGCUGAAGGUCUGUUAUAAAUAAACAUGAGUAAUUUAACACC